Molecule: messenger RNA, 3253 nt
Organism: Micropterus salmoides (largemouth bass)
Lineage: Eukaryota; Metazoa; Chordata; Actinopteri; Centrarchiformes; Centrarchidae
Gene: mut
Product: methylmalonyl CoA mutase
Exons: 12
Coding region: 1-2265 (754 amino acids)
Cellular component (GO): mitochondrion
Molecular function (GO): metal ion binding; methylmalonyl-CoA mutase activity; cobalamin binding
Source: RefSeq, a predicted model, not a curated record
AUGCUGACCGCACAGAGGUCAUGUGCAGCGAUGGCCGUCCGGCACCUGGUUAGAGCUUCUGUCUCCUCUGCACACACACGCUGCUCUCUGAUCCACACCUCCACAACAUGCCAGGACCAGGCUGAGCUGCUUCCUGAAUGGGUCAGUUUGGCUAAGAAACAGCUGAAGGGGAAGAACCCAGAGGAUCUGAUCUGGCGCACGCCUGAGGGAAUCAACGUGAAGCCUGUGUACACCAAAGCAGACUCAGCCGGCAGGGCAGAUGAAUUGCCAGGAGUGUUUCCCUACACUAGAGGGCCCUAUCCCACCAUGUACACCUACAGACCUUGGACUAUCAGGCAGUAUGCUGGCUUCAGCACUGUGGAGGAGAGUAACAAGUUCUAUAAAGAUAACAUAAAAGCUGGACAGCAGGGUCUUUCCGUGGCUUUUGACCUCCCGACACACCGUGGUUAUGACUCAGACAACCCCCGAGUCCAUGGAGAUGUCGGCAUGGCGGGAGUUGCUAUAGACUCCGUUGAAGACAUGAAGAUGCUCUUUGAUGGAAUUCCACUGGAGAAGAUGUCUGUUUCAAUGACAAUGAAUGGAGCUGUCAUUCCUGUGCUGGCGAUGUUUAUUGUGACUGGAGAGGAGCAGGGCGUGCCCAAAGCCAAACUAACUGGCACUAUUCAAAAUGAUAUUUUGAAGGAGUUUAUGGUGCGCAACACUUACAUUUUCCCCCCGGAACCUUCCAUGCACGCCAUUGCAGACAUCUUCGCUUAUACCUCCCAGCACAUGCCCAAGUUCAACUCCAUAUCCAUCAGUGGCUACCAUCUUCAGGAAGCUGGAGCGGAUGCCAUCCUGGAAGUAGCCUACACCAUCGCUAACGGCUUGGAGUACUGCCGCACUGGUCUGACAGCAGGCUUAACCAUCGAUGAGUUUGCCCCGAGGUUGUCAUUCUUCUGGGGUAUUGGGAUGAAUUUCUACAUGGAAAUUGCCAAGAUGAGGGCAGCCAGGAGGUUAUGGGCCAUGCUCAUUAAAGAAAACUUCCAGCCCAAGAAUGCCAAGUCCCUCCUGCUCCGCACACAUUGCCAGACCUCAGGCUGGUCUCUCACUGAACAAGAUCCGUACAACAAUGUGAUCCGUACGGUGAUCGAGGCUAUGGCAGCUGUGUUCGGGGGCACACAGUCCCUCCACACCAACUCGUUCGAUGAAGCUCUGGGCUUGCCCACAGUGAAGAGCGCUCGCAUUGCAAGAAACACCCAGAUCAUUAUCCAGGAAGAGUCCGGCAUCCCCAAAGUCGCUGAUCCCUGGGGGGGCUCGCACAUGAUGGAGGCUCUCACGGAUGACGUCUACAACACAGCUUUGAAGUUCAUAAAAGAGAUUGAAGAGAUGGGAGGCAUGGCCAAAGCUGUGGCAGAGGGCAUUCCAAAACUUCGGAUAGAGGAAUGUGCUGCUCGCAGACAAGCCCGCAUCGACUCGGGAUCAGAAGUCAUUGUCGGGGUGAACAAGUACCGUCUGGAAAAAGAGGAGACUGUGGAGGUGCUGGCUAUAGAUAACACUGUUGUACGUGAAAAACAGAUUGAAAAACUGAAAAAGGUGAGGGAGAGUCGUGACCCCGAGGCAGCCAAGAAGUGUCUGGCAGCCAUUGAGGAGUGUGCCCGAACCAGGGAGGGCAACCUUUUAGCCCUGGCUGUGGAGGCAGCAAGAGCAAGAUGUUCAGUUGGUGAAAUAACUGAUGCCAUGAAGAAAGUGUUCGGUGAACACAAGGCCGGUACCAGAAUGGUGAGCGGUGCUUACCGCAGCGAGUACGGGGAGCAUGAGGAGAUUGCCUUGUGCCUUAAUAGAGUUACAGAUUUUAAGAAGCACGAGGGCAGGAACCCCCGACUGCUGGUGGCAAAGAUGGGCCAGGAUGGUCACGACAGGGGUGCCAAAGUCAUCGCCACGGGGUUUGCUGACCUGGGCUUUGAUGUGGACAUCGGGCCGCUGUUUCAGACUCCCCUUGAGGUUGCCCAGCAGGCGGUCGAUGCAGACGUACACUGUGUCGGGGUCAGCACGCUUGCCGCAGGACACAAGACUCUGGUCCCAGAACUCAUCAAGGAACUACGGAAACUUAACAGGCCAGAUAUCCUGGUCAUCUGUGGAGGUGUCAUCCCACCACAGGACUACGAGUUCUUGUACCAGAGCGGUGUGUGUGCCAUCUUCGGCCCAGGAACCAGGAUCCCACAAGCUGCAGUGGAGGUUAUUGACAACAUUGAGAAGAGCCUGGAAAACAUCCGUCAGGCCAUGUGAAGGCUUUGGUGGGUGGGGGAACGACAACUUUAAGAACUGUCUAUUUGUGUUGUAUCAACGACAAAAGUCACAAGUGAGGGCUCACACUUCUGUAUGUUUCAUUUAUAGCAUAAGAUUGUGAAAAACAAACAAACAUGUAAUUCCCCACCAUGAGGACAGAGCAUGUACAACAGUCAAAAUGAUUAAAGAAAAUUGCAUAGUUUUUCCUUUUGUUCAUCACUCAAAAAAAUCCUUUCACACGUGACUUCUUCAGUUGGAUAAAUGGUGAUUUUAUUAAUUAUUUCACCCUUUGAAGUAAUUAAAUCAUGACUGUGUGAAUUGCAGUGGUUACAGGUUCAAUGUUUAAUAUCCUAGGAAUUCCAGAAUAUCAGUGGGAACCCUGACUCUUGAUCAAUACUUCAGAGUAUACUAAGAUAGGAUAAGAUAUACUUAUUGAUCACAGGAGGGAAAUUCAGGAGUUGUAGCAGCACCGGCAAUGAGAAUGAACACAGGAGAGCUAAUAGGCAGUACCUCAAUAUUUAUGACUGAAAUUUAUUAAAUUAGACUAAAUUACAACUUGUUCCCACACUUGAUAAACACUAUGUUAGGAUAUGCUAAACAAACGUAAUACAGUGCUGUGUGACAUUGGCUUGAGAUGAGCAUUUUUUUGCCACCCAAUAUAAAACAUUACAGCACAGUGCUAUAAACCUACUUAAAAUGUAAUGCUUUUAUUGUGAAAUUUGUGUGUAUUUUUCAAUUUCCUAGCGGGGUUUGAUUAUUGCCGUUAUUAGUGCUGUGGAGACAGAUAGGCAGAAAUUCAACAACUACCACUGCCUUUUAUCAUGGGUAGUAUCUUGAAAGUGGCCUUCUGAUGUCUUCUCUUGCUUCUUUGCGUCAUGUUUAAUUUAACCAACAUCACAAUUUAUGAAACUGUAGUUUUUUUUCUACUUGUGAUACUGAUUCAGAUCAAACACUCUUUAGUCUAAAUAAAGUAUGUGAAUAUUGGCAA